Messenger RNA from Macrosteles quadrilineatus (aster leafhopper), 2411 nucleotides. RefSeq lists its product as uncharacterized. Bases 89 to 1264 code for a protein of 391 amino acids. Gene Ontology annotation, molecular function: ubiquitin protein ligase activity. Lineage: Eukaryota; Metazoa; Arthropoda; Insecta; Hemiptera; Cicadellidae. The transcript is spliced from 5 exons. The record is from RefSeq and is a predicted model, not a curated record. Gene Ontology annotation, cellular component: endomembrane system.
GACGGACGUUGAGAGUGUAACACAGCAUUUCGUUUAGGUUUCAUACCCACAGUGUUAUUGCUAUUAUUGUUUUUGAUUUGUUUGAAGGAUGGGGAUGAUAACGAGGUUUAGAGCAAGACUUCAUGGUCUGCAAGCCCUCACCAAGCUAGACCCCCAAGCUCAAGCAGAGAAGACUGCUCAGACAGUAUGUUUACUAUCGGUGGUUCUGUUACUGCCAUAUCUGACAGGAGGACAUGCCUCCAUACUAGUUGGAGGUGUUGGACUUGGAUACUCCUGCCUGGUACUGCCAAUGGUUAUCUCAGCCAACUACAGAUAUCCUAUCAGUCUACUCAAGGCAUUCGCACUUAAUGUCCAAGACAGAUGUAAGUGUCUUGCUCAACCACUGUUGAACUUCCUAAGGCGGGUCUACGGCCCAGUGGACAUUGUUGAAAGGGCUUUCAUGAGAAUGACCAACAUCUUUACAUUAGUAAACCAGUUAAUAUUCUUCGUUCUGUGUGACCGAGUGCUGGUGCCCAACCAGAGGGUGACUGCCCUGUACUCUCUCAUGUUCUACAACGUGAUCGCGUACUGCGUGUCGUACAUCAAGGAGCUGAUAGAGAAAGAGGAUUGGUCGCCCUGGGUGAGGAUGGCCGACCACUCUAACAUCAAGCACCUCGCGAUGUCUGCUACCAAGAUAGUGCUGGAGUGGACCAAGGCUGUCACUUUCAUCAUCACUGUCGUCUUCAUGCUGCUUGUCUUUGGCUUGGAGCAGGGUCUCGAUAACUACAAACCCACCUUCUUCUACAACAUCACCACUUGGGCGUAUUACGUCGUCACAGAGAAAGUUUUUGUCGAUCUGUUGCUCGUGUUUGUAACUUAUCUUCAACUUCCACAACUGGAGAAUUUGGAGGCUCUCUGGAUUCCUGUGAUUUUCAGGGUAUACACCGCUAUAAUUUCUUUAUUCUUUGCCGCCCCUUUAAUAUUUUACGGCCAAUACCGCUCAGCAUUUAUUGCAAUUUAUGUCAACGUCUACUUGAGAUGUAAAGAAAUGAAACUGAACAGUCUAAAUGCUUUGAACCAAGAGAGAGCUGUUCUCACCCAGUUCCGCUACGCCUCUAGUCAAGAGUUGGCGGAGUUUGACGAUGUGUGUGCCGUGUGUCUGAGCCCAAUGAGACUGGCCAGGAUCACACCUUGUCAUCACAUAUUCCACGGUGAGUGUCUGAGACAGUGCCUCAAAUCAUCUGACCAAUGUCCCAUCUGUAAGAGAGAACUCAAGUUUGACUAAUCUCGGUAUCCUCUGAUGACCAAAGGACACUUCUGUGAUUGCUUAACAUAUCAACGGAUAGUUAUUAGUUCUAAGUAAUGUGCAUUCAAAUUGAAAGCUACAGCAAUUUAUUUAAAACAAGCAAUAAUGUUGAUUUCAAAUACUCGUUAAAAGCUUUGAUGGUAUUUUAUUCAACUGGUAUUAGUAAAAGACACAUAAAACACUUCUUUGGCCUUUUAAAUAUAGAAUCAGAAUGUGAGCUGAUAAAUUUAACUGCAUUUUUAGCAGAUUUAACUGCUAAAUUUUUAUAAAAUUAAAAAGUUAGGGUAUCUACCAAGACAACUAACUCUUUGGAAAACACUAAAAUUACAGUGGGUUUAUUCAGUGUUUCUGUUUCUUAAUUUGAACAUGUUAUAAAAUAUGAUAGCAAGCAAAUGAGCAAUUAAAGAAAAAAGAGUUGAACAGAUUUUAUUUAGUUAAAUUGGUGAAAGGGUAUGACAAAAUACUUGGGUAUUAAAAACAGAUUAUGAUUGUGUAAUAUUGUAGCAACAUUUGUAUAUUUCAAUGAUGCAUCUAAAUUUUAUAAGAAAUAAAAUGUGUACUGUGAUCUUGCUGAAACAUAUUAUGGAAUAUUUAACUUCUAUUUUUUUACAAAGUUCAUAUUCAGAUGUAGAUCGUUCAAGUUCAACAGUUACAAAUGUUAUAUUCUAAUAAAUAUUUCCAAUAAAACAUAUCAGUUUUUAUUAAAACUUCAAGACAACAGUAACACAAAUCUGAUCACUUUAUUGUUAACUUAUAAUAUUCACAAAAAAGAUGUAAAAAAAAAACUACUACUACGUUAAAGAAAGUUAAAGUCAAAGUUGUAAAUUAUUUAAAUUUAUUUCCUUCAUAGGCAUAAUGUAAUAAGAUCAACUCUCAUAGGCAGAAGAAAUUAAACAUAAACUCAACUCAUCAAGAAAUAUAAACCAUAUAUUAAGUUUUUAUUUAAUUUACAAAGAAUAUAUUUGCAUCAACCAACGCCUACUUUUUAUAGAGUGUGGUUAAUUGUAAGUACUGUAUAUAGCCUUGUAUACGCUAAGAACAAAUAAAGAUAUGUAUAUAUUGUAUUUAUUUGUAAUGUUUAAUAAUAGAUUUUUACUCAUUUGUAGAAUAGACAUUUAACUAAGUA